GUAUAAUGCGAAGAUGGUAUUAUUUAUGCGCACCGGAUUGUUAAAUACCAGAAAUUUAAUUUGUCUACGUUCCACGAAUCGCUGCAAAAAUGGAAAUAGAUUGUGUAUUAGAUUCAGUUCGACUCAAUUUACAGAGCAUUCGGCAGAAGUACACUUUUCUAAUGGGGAAAAGAUGACACUAUCAACUGGGAAAUAUGCACUAUUUGCAAGUGGAAAUGUUAUUGCCACAUGUGGUAAUACAUCAGUUAUGAGCACUCUAGUGAGACAAGAUGUAGCAUCAAAGAGUUCUAUAGUUCCUCUAACCGUGGAUUAUCGGCAAAAAGCUUCUGCAAUAGGCCGUAUACCAACAAAUUUUUUUCGUCGAGAACUGGGAUUCUCAGAGACUGAGAUUCUCAUAAGCAGAAUAAUAGACAGAUCUGUACGUCCUCUAUUUGAACAAGGAUAUUCUCAUGAAACUCAACUGAUAUGUAAUUUGUUGGCUGUCGACGGAUUACACGAACCAGAUGUAUUGUCUAUUAAUGCUGCUUCUGCAACAUUGAGCAUCUCGGAUGUUCCAUGGAAUGGACCUAUAGGGGCUGUAAGGGUUGGGUUCAUAGAGCAAGAAUGUGUAAUUAAUCCUACAAGACGCCAACUACAGUAUAGUACAUUAAAUCUUGUUGUGGCCUGUACAUCUAGAAAUCUUGUUGUUAUGUUAGAAGGAUCAGCUAAUGAUAUCUUAGACCAAGAUCUUCGUAAAGCAAUACGAGUAGCUACCAAAGAGUGCCAGAUAAUUAUACAGUCUAUAACUGAUUUACAAAAGAGAAUUGGGAAACCUAAAAUAAAAGUAACAGCGGAAACAGAAAUACCGAACGAUAUGAUAAAUACUGUAAGGGAAUUUUCAAAACACGAGAUACUUAAUAUUUUUACAUGUUAUAGUCAUGAUAAAAUUUCACGAGACAAUGCUAUUAUAAAUUUGAGAACCAAAAUGUUAAAUAAUUUGGUGAACAAUAAUCCAGAAGCUGCUGAAAAUGCUACACAAGCUUUCAAUGAACUUGUUAAAGAAACUUUCAGGUCUUUAGUAUUCGACAAUCAGACAAGAUGCGACGGUCGCAAGAUGGAAGAAUUGAGAGACAUAAAGUGUCAAGUGAAUUUAUUUGAACCACUCCAUGGUUCUGCUUUCUUCCAAAGGGGUCAAACUCAAGUUUUAUGCACUGUAACUCUUGAUUCCAUAGAAAAUGCUCUUAAAAUGGAUACUGUUUCAAUGAUAGCUAGUGGGAUAAAAGAAAAGAAUUUUUUUCUACACUAUGAGUUUCCUCCGUAUGCAACUAAUGAGACAGGUAGAGUGACUGGUUUCGCUCGUCGAGAAAUUGGUCAUGGAGCAUUAGCAGAGAAGGCAUUGAAAGCAGUUAUACCACACAAUUAUCCAUUUGCUAUAAGACUUACAAGCGAAGUAUUACAGUCAAAUGGUUCUUCGUCUAUGGCUACCGUAUGUGGUGGCAGUAUGGCACUGAUGGACGCAGGUGUGCCGAUAUCGGCUCCAGUUGCGGGUGUAGCUAUUGGAUUAAUAUGUAAAAUGAAUCAAAAUACACAGCAAAUAGAAGAUUACAAGAUAUUAACGGAUAUAUUGGGCAUAGAAGAUUAUCUUGGAGAUAUGGAUUUCAAAAUAGCUGGUACAAAGAAAGGAUACACUGCUGUACAAGCUGAUGUAAAAGUACCAGGCAUACCUUUGAAGAUAGUAAUGGAGAGUCUUUAUCGAGCAAACAAAGCAAAGUCUCAAAUUCUUACUAUCAUGAACAACGUAAUAUCAACUCCAGCAGAGGAUAAAACGAAUAAUAAACCGGUACUCGAAACAAUGGAAGUCCCUAUUCAUCAAAGAGCAAAGUUUCUUGGAAUAGGAGGAUCAAAUUUGAAAAAAAUCUUUGUCGAAACUGGAGUUAAUAUACAUUGGCAAAACGAUAAUACGUAUUCCAUAUUUGCGCCUAAUCAAAGCGCAAUGGACGAUGCCAAAGAAAUGAUAAGUAAACUUUUGACGGAAGAGUCGGAACCAACGUUAACGUUUGGCGAUAUUUACACGGCGAAAAUAACGGAAAUUCGUGAAUUCGGAGUUAUGGUUACAUUAUAUCCUAACAUGGUUCCAACAUUAUUACCUAAUUCGCAAUUAGAUCGACGUAAAAUCCAUCAUCCUAGCGCGCUUGGAUUGGCAGUCGGGCAAGAGAUAGAAGUGAAAUAUUUUGGACGGGAUCCGGUGAAUGGACAAAUUAGGUUAUCGCGUAAAGUGUUGCAAGAACCGGUUAGCACUACGCGAGAUUUGAUUACCGCCGAAGAAAGUAACGUCUAAUUCUUUAUAUUUUUCUAUACCUUGAAGCAAUGUAUGAUAAUGUAUUAUUCCUUCGAAAAUGAUGUAAUCAGUUUAUUCUUUGACAACAGAUUAAUUGUAAUUGCAAUGAAAACGAUAAUAU
Messenger RNA from Hylaeus anthracinus, 2438 nucleotides. It is a transcript of the gene PNPase, whose product is annotated as polyribonucleotide nucleotidyltransferase 1, mitochondrial. NCBI's taxonomy places the organism in Eukaryota, Metazoa, Arthropoda, Insecta, Hymenoptera, Colletidae. Gene Ontology annotation, cellular component: cytosol; mitochondrion. The record is from RefSeq and is a predicted model, not a curated record. The coding region runs from base 14 to 2317 and encodes 767 amino acids. Gene Ontology annotation, biological process: mitochondrial mRNA catabolic process; mitochondrial RNA 3'-end processing. The transcript is spliced from 7 exons. Gene Ontology annotation, molecular function: 3'-5'-RNA exonuclease activity; polyribonucleotide nucleotidyltransferase activity; RNA binding.